ACACGUUACGUUUUAUCUUCACCUUUUCCCCCCUCUCUCUGUCCAAAUCUAUAAACAUCUCAUUCUCCUACUCCUAAAUCCUAACCCUUUUCUCUACCAUAUUAUAAAAAAAAAUUCAUGUAAUUCCUAUAAAUUAAUAUAAGUUACUGAAAUGAAGCUUCAGUUAUGAUUUAGAUUAGAAUAAACAAUUACAAUAGUGGAGCAUGCAGAGAAGGAAAACACACUCACAACACAAAGACAUUAGGGUUCCUAUAUUCUUUUCCAUUUAACCCCAAGCCAGUGGACUCAAGCUACCCCUGAACCGUGUCCGUGUGUCACAAAGUGCCACUCUCAAAGGGUCACUACUAAGAGAAGGAUAGAGAACGAAGAGGCAAGCUGUAACAAAAGGGCUUCCCUUCUUUCUCUUUCUUUCUCUUCAAAUAAUAGAACAAAAGAAAAAGACAGCAUUUUUUUUAGCUCUCCACUACGGAGAGAAAGCUGAGACAUUGGGGCUUUAUCCUUUUGUCUCCUCUAUCUCUCUGUCUCUAUUCUUUUCCCCCCAUACCUUGAAAAGUUUCUUCUUUGAUCGCUCUAUCGAGUAUAUAAGCCUCUUCCCCACCGACCCACUUCAUAUUUUGAGUCAAUCUUCGGUUUGAAAUUUCCGGGGGGGUGGCUUAACGCCCAAUUGUGACGGAUGAAGCAAAUCGGUGCAUGAGAAGGAAGAAAAACUUGGAGGGGUUUUAAAGGACUAGUUUGGUUUUGGGACUGUUGGGGUGGUUUUGUUGAAGAGAAAAGUGGCUUCUUUGAUGAGUUUUGGGGGUUUUUUGGAGAACAAGUCAGGUAGUGGCGGUGCCAGAAACGUUUCAGACAUUCCUUACAACAACGAUAGAAUGCCCUUUGGUGCAAUCUCUCAGCCACGCCUCGUGACCACUACUACUCCCACUUUGGCCAAGUCCAUGUUCAACUCUCCGGGGCUGUCUCUGGCACUUCAGCAAACCAAUAUAGAUGGCCAAGAGGAUGUGAAUAGAAUGGAUAACUUCGAACCAAACGGUUUGAGAAGAAGCAGAGAGGAGGAACAUGAAAGCAGAUCUGGCAGCGACAACAUGGACGGCGCCUCCGGCGAUGAACACGACGCCGCCGACAACCCUCCCAGGAAAAAACGCUAUCACCGACACACUCCCCAACAGAUACAAGAGCUUGAAGCGUUGUUUAAGGAGUGUCCUCAUCCAGAUGAGAAGCAAAGGUUGGAACUUAGCAAGAGGUUGUGCCUGGAAACUCGACAAGUGAAGUUUUGGUUCCAAAAUCGGAGGACCCAAAUGAAGACGCAACUGGAGCGGCACGAGAACACGUUGCUGAGGCAAGAGAACGACAAGCUGAGAGCAGAAAACAUGUCCAUUAGAGACGCCAUGAGGAACCCCAUGUGCUCCAAUUGCGGUGGUCCAGCCAUCAUCGGAGAAAUUUCGCUUGAGGAACAGCACCUUAGAAUUGAAAACGCGCGUUUGAAGGACGAACUCGAUCGCGUGUGUGCACUCGCGGGGAAGUUUCUGGGUCGACCCGUUUCCUCUUUGCCGAACUCAAGUUUGGAACUUGGCGUUGGAGGGAAUAAUAAUGGGUUUGGAGCAACGUUGCCUUUGGGACAAGAUUUUGCAAUGCCUAUGAAUAUGACUAUGUCGAAUAAUGCUUUGGCUAUGGUGUCUCCAACGAGUGCUAGGCCAACGGGUGUUGUGGCUGGCUUUGAUAGGUCGGUGGAGAGGUCUAUGUUUCUUGAACUUGCUUUGGCUGCGAUGGAUGAGUUGGUGAAGAUGGCACAGACUGGGGAGCCUCUUUGGGUGAGGAAUGUUGAAGGGGGGAGGGAGAUUUUGAACCAUGAAGAGUAUGUUAGGAGUUUCACUCCUUGCAUUGGUUUGAGACCAAAUGGGUUUGUGAGUGAGGCCACUAGGGAGAAUGGGAUGGUCAUCAUUAACAGUUUGGCACUUGUUGAGACUCUUAUGGACUCGAAUCGAUGGGCAGAGAUGUUUCCUUGUAUCAUUGCGAGAACCUCUACUACUGAGGUGAUAUCUAAUGGAAUAAACGGGACAAGGAAUGGAGCACUUCAAUUAAUGCAUGCGGAACUUCAAGUUCUUUCACCUUUGGUGCCGGUUCGUGAGGUGAAUUUUCUAAGGUUUUGCAAGCAGCAUGCAGAAGGGGUUUGGGCUGUGGUGGAUGUGUCCAUAGAUAGCAUCCGAGAAAGUUCAGGAGCACCCACUUUUGUCAACUGUAGGAGGCUUCCUUCUGGUUGCGUGGUGCAAGAUAUGCCCAAUGGUUACUCCAAGGUGACAUGGGUGGAGCAUGCAGAAUAUGAUGAGAGCCAAGUUCACCAGCUCUAUAGACCAUUGUUGAGUUCAGGCAUGGGGUUUGGUUCCCAACGUUGGGUCGCUACCCUUCAACGUCAAUGCGAGUGCCUUGCCAUUUUAAUGUCCUCAGCAGCACCCUCUAGAGACCAUUCCGCAAUAACAGCGGGUGGAAGGCGCAGCAUGCUGAAGCUAGCGCAACGCAUGACGAACAACUUCUGCGCCGGCGUGUGCGCCUCCACCGUGCACAAGUGGAACAAGCUCAGCCCCGGCAACGUCGACGAGGACGUAAGGGUCAUGACGCGCAAGAGCGUNNNCGACCCCGGGGAGCCACCGGGGGUCGUGCUCAGCGCCGCCACCUCCGUCUGGCUCCCCGUCUCCCCCCACCGCCUCUUCCACUUCCUCCGCGACGAGCGCCUCCGCAGCGAGUGGGACAUCCUCUCCAACGGUGGCCCCAUGCAAGAAAUGGCCCACAUCGCCAAGGGCCAAGACCAUGGCAACUGCGUCUCUCUCUUAAGAGCCAGCGCGAUAAAUUCCAACCAGAGUAGCAUGCUGAUACUGCAGGAGACAUGCAUCGACGCGGCGGGGUCGCUUGUGGUGUACGCGCCAGUGGAUAUUCCAGCCAUGCACGUCGUAAUGAACGGUGGCGAUUCUGCUUACGUGGCCUUAUUACCUUCGGGUUUCGCCAUUGUCCCCGAUGGGCCGGGCUCUCGUGGGCCCACCGCCACAACAAACGGCGCUGAUAACGGUGGGGCGCGCGUGAGUGGGUCCCUCCUAACGGUGGCCUUUCAGAUCCUUGUCAAUAGUCUCCCUACGGCCAAGCUCACGGUAGAGUCCGUGGAAACCGUGAACAACCUCAUCUCCUGCACCGUUCAGAAGAUCAAAGCCGCGCUCCACUGCGAAAGUUAACUCACUCUCACGUGAUUGCCGUCUUGUUCGCCUCACGUGAUCCUCUUGUAAUUUUUUUUUUUUUUUGUAUUUAUCGAGGUUACUGGAAAAUGGCGUGUAAUGAAUGGGUGGCGCGUGGGAAGGGCGCGGGGUUGUUUGAGUCAAGAACGAACCGCGCGUGGGGGAAAAAGAAAAAAACUCCUUGCAUGGUGGUAAGGUUCCGAUGUGGGUCGGGUCAGGUUCCUUAACACAAGGCAAGGGUCGUGGUUCGGGUAUUGACUCGGGUGGACCUCCUUUGUUUGCUCCCCUACCAGAAAUCAAUAGGGGAAUGGGAAAAACACUAAUCAGAAAAGAAAAAAAAAAUAAGAAAAGGUUUUGUUAGUAUUUAUUAAUUAAAAUGUUAUUUUAAGUAUCGAUUGGAGUCGGUGGAGUUUUAGUUUGGUGUAUGAAAUGCAAUGGUUUUUUUUA
Molecule: messenger RNA, 3665 nt
Organism: Cajanus cajan (pigeon pea)
Lineage: Eukaryota; Viridiplantae; Streptophyta; Magnoliopsida; Fabales; Fabaceae
Source: RefSeq, a predicted model, not a curated record